Messenger RNA from Manduca sexta (tobacco hornworm), 4070 nucleotides. RefSeq names its product condensin complex subunit 3 (gene Cap-G). The record is from RefSeq and is a predicted model, not a curated record. Gene Ontology annotation, cellular component: condensin complex; cytoplasm; condensed chromosome. Bases 298 to 4026 code for a protein of 1242 amino acids. NCBI's taxonomy places the organism in Eukaryota, Metazoa, Arthropoda, Insecta, Lepidoptera, Sphingidae. The transcript has 28 exons. Gene Ontology annotation, biological process: mitotic chromosome condensation.
UCUGCUAAUGAAUAUUCCAGUACAUUAUUUAGGCGUAAUCACAUAUUUUUAAGAGGAAACUGAAUUUUGCACUUAUCAAGUUUUUGCAACCAUAAAGUAGCUAGAAUAUUUACAACUUUUCACACUGUGACGUGACGAGUAACAACAAAUGAAAAAUGUCAAAUUCAAAUUACAAAUAAGUUCAAACGGUUGCAUUACUUAUAAAAUUUUGUUGUGAUUUACAAUUUUGGAGUCAGUGUACAUAUAGUGGAAUGUUAAUUUGUUUGAUUUAAUUAAAGUAUUGACGUACAGUUACAAAUGAAAAUGCCACCAACGGACGCCGAUGUGCCGCAACCAGUAGCGGCGACGAGACCGAACCCGCGAAACAAUCCUGUAAUGUUCAAAAUAUUCCAAAAUGUACAAUACAAUGUUGUUCAACACAAAAAAUAUGUGAAGGAAAUGACCAAAUUAUACAAAAAGUUGGAUGAAGACACAUUCAGAGAGAGUUUUAAGAAUGCAUUAAUGUAUUUGUUCACCUUUGGUGACACAAGUGCCAAUGUUGACCGAGUGGUGCAGUUUGUUGCCACAUUCUGCACGUCGCUGGAUGAUGAGGAAGAAUUCUUGCUGUUCAUAUUUGAUAUUAUAUUUGAUUGUCAAUGUGUAUCUGGCCAGUCCAUACGCUACAGAGCGAGUCAACUGCUUGCAGCAGUGCUGUCAGCGUUAGGUGAAGAUGCAUCACUUGAUGAUGAUCUCUGUGAUAAACUGCUUACAUCACAGAUGCAAAGACUUCAAGACACUCGCGGCGCCGUUCGUUGUCGAGCAGCGUUGGCGUUAGAACGACUACAAAAUCCAAUGGAACCUGAUGAUGAAGUGACGCGCGCCUACCGCUUCCAUAUGAGCUGCGACCCAAGCUCUUCUGUCAGAAGAGCUGUAGUUAUGUCGAUAGCUAAAUGCACGCGUAACGUGCAGUUCGUACUCGAACGCUUGUGCGAUGUGGACGAGGCAGUGAGGCGCGCCGCGUUUCUCUACAUAGCCGCUAUCAAUGUCACCCAACUGCGUGUCCGACAACGUGUGUUAACGCUUAAGGUAGGGCUUACAGAAAGAGCGCCACGUGUACGGCGUGUGGUGGAAGAAAUCCUUAUACCUGGUUGGCUAAGUUCGUUUCAAGGGAAUAUUAUACAUCUACUAAAAGCUAUACGCCUCGACAAUGCUCAUGACGCUAAAGAUUCCCAAUACGUUGCUGGGAAGCUAUUGGAGUCAUUAUUUAAACGCCUCCCCAUAUCGGAGCUGCUGGAAUGGCUUCCAACAGACAAGUCGUUACGUCUGAUACCUGCUGAGAAGUUGAAUAAAGAGACGGCGUGGUACUGGCGAUAUUUGUCUGAACAUCUGCAGAAAAUCGACGACGAUGAGACACUUGAGACUAUAUUGCCGGAUCUAGUUGUACUCACUGGAUACAUAAGAGCUAUAGUAGAAUCUCCGUGUCCGUCGGAGAGCGAGGAUCCCGUCGGGUUCAGCACGCGACAGUACGUGCUGCACGAGCUGGGCAGCAUGUUGCGCGUGUACGACGCGUCCGACCCUGCAGGCAGGACGGCCUUGCAGUCACUCAUCACUGACGUAUUGACUGGCGACUACGGGCCGUUGAGCAGCGACGUGAUCCGCGCGUUCGUGUCGGCGCUGGAGCUGGUGGUGGGCGAGAUCUCUCCGCGCAUGGAGGUGAUCGGCGGCGUGAUCUCCGCGCUCCGCGACCCGCCCGACGCGGACGUGCCCGACACCCCGCCGCCGCCCGUCGACAGCACUGAACUCAAGAUGCAGAGAGCGCGACUUCGCGUUUCGUUGAACGUGGCCAUAGAAGCACAAGAGGAGGCCGUGAGGGACCAAAACUACGCUCUGGCGGCGGAGUGUAAAGCAAAAGUGGAGGAUAUACAAAAAAAACUGGAAGAUUUGAGCGUGCCGGCCGCUCCGCCACCAUUACCCACCAUCACUACGAUAAAAGAGAAGUUAACGGACGUGCCGACUCUAAGGAAGUGUUUGACGAUACUCAACUGCGCUCUCGACACUCCACAACUGAAGACUGUUACGCCCAUGAUGCGCAUGAUUUUCACUGAAUUAGAGGUGGAAAUUUUCCAAAACCCUGAGAUACUGGAGACUGCGUUAGAAACUGUGGCUCUGUAUGGAAUGCUCGACAAAGACUUUGCCAAAGAAAAUAAAGCUUUCUUCUUUGCUAAUUUGAUCGACACGUCGAACGAGAGCGUGGUGACGACAGUGCUGAAGUGCGUCGCGGACCUGCUGUGCGUGCACGGCGCCGGCGUGUUCGAGGACGACGCGCGCGACGUGUCCGCCGCCACCGUCGCCUCCGCCGCCUCCGCCGCCGCCGCCAAGCGACGCACAUACAUCGACGCUACGGACGAAGAGGGUAAUCUCUCGGAAUCCGCCAUAUCACUAUCUCCCAGCCACAGCACAGUUAUUGAACUAUUAUUGAAAAUCAUGGAUGGCACAUGUGCUGCGUACAGAUUGAUUAUAGUGGAAGGACUGUGUCGACUGUUACAUUUGGGCCAUCUGGAAUCUCCGUCCAUACUCAGCAGGUUGCUGUUGCUCUGGUUCAAUCCUGCCACAGUCGACGAGGAUAUGCUACGUCAGACGAUUGGAGUGUUCUUCCAAACAUUCCCAGCGACUGUGGACGGCGCACAAGACCAAAUACAGAAAGCAACUCUGCCUACUCUUCGAGCUUUAGCUAAUGCCCCGUCUAGUUCUCCGCUAUCUGAAAUCGACCAGGAAGCUGUUGUUAGGUUCAUUGUGUCGUUAACAAGGAUUAACCAUGAGCUGACAGACAGCCAAGGCGGCAUGGCGACGGUGCUGUGCCAGUACGUGUGGCGGCGCGCGGCGGCGCCGGAGUGCGCGCUGGCGUGCCGCGCGCUGGCGCUGCUGGCGCCGCCGCGGGACGCGCUGCUCGCCGCCGAGCUCGCGCACAUGCUGCGCGACUUGUGCCAGAAAUUACCAGACAAACAAUCGUGUCGUAAUCUGACGCGGUACUUGGGCGCGUUGGAGGCGACGGAACGGGCUAGCCUCAACAAAAUGUCUAAUACAGGAAUCGCAGAAGGCACUAUGCAAGAAGAUACAAUUGGGACGAUUGGAAGAGCAACUACUUCUUUACCCCAGCCGAUAGCACGCAGUACACACGUCGUCAUAAACGAAACUAUUGAAGAGCGAGUGGAAAUAGACGAGUCGACGCCACCUGAGGGGAUCUCUAGAAUAUCCGAAGAUCAUAGACCAAUGGACACCAGUCCUAAAUCUAGACGUCGUUCUUCGGGCACGGAGACGCGUCCGGCUCGAAGUACCGAAGUGCACUCCGACUCCAGCUGCGACGUCUCACCGGUCAAGAAAGCCAAGGUUACGAAGGGGAGAAGGAAAAAGCUGUCAAUGUCUAAGAAAUCCACCGAAUCUGAUACUACCAAACCUAAUAAAAAGGAGAAAGCCAAAGAAGACACGGAGAAAACAAAAGGAAAGAAGAGCGCUGAAGAGACUGACAAAGGCGUUAAGAGAUCUAGAUCACAACGCUCCUUGGAAGAUGUUGAUAGAGUACAAAAAAACAAGACUGAAGCCAAAGGAAAAAAGCCGGCCGCGAAACAAACUCCUUCGCCUCCACAAGAUUUCGACACGUCCAAUGUGACGAUACGCAAGUCCAUGAGAAGCAUGCAGUCCGGGUCCAGCACCGAGUCUAAUAGUUCCGACAGUAGGAAAGGAAAGGGGAAGGAGAAAGUGACGGUUCCGAGAUCUCGUCCGACGACUCGCAGCUCCGUGGGGUCGGACCGCAGCAGCGCCGGCUCGCGCUCCUCCGUGCUGAACAACUCCAACGACGAUACCACCCUACAUACUAUAGUCUAUGAGAAGGAGUUUGAACAAGAACUAUUAAACGACUCCAGUGAACUACAAGAAACAAGACGCAGCUCGCGAGGGAACAUCACUAUACCAGAGACACCAGACGGCAGUGAUGAGUCUGAACCAGAACCAGAACCGGCGCCAAAAGGAAAACGGAAGGGGAAGAAAUAAACAAUAUUUAGUUGAUUAAUAUUUAAUAAAACUACUUAAUAGCA